This is a messenger RNA of Cantharellus anzutake, 1476 nucleotides long. RefSeq lists its product as uncharacterized. The coding region runs from base 1 to 1476 and encodes 491 amino acids. The transcript is spliced from 4 exons. Gene Ontology annotation, biological process: DNA-templated transcription initiation. NCBI's taxonomy places the organism in Eukaryota, Fungi, Basidiomycota, Agaricomycetes, Cantharellales, Hydnaceae. Gene Ontology annotation, cellular component: RNA polymerase I complex. The record is from RefSeq and is a predicted model, not a curated record.
AUGGGCAAGAGGAAGCGCUCUACAUCACCACCUUCGAGACUAAAGACAAAGGAAUCGUCGAGCACUAAAAAGCGUAAGCCUGGGAACGACAAUAAUGAUAGAUUGUCACUUUUACGUAAAAAGGCAAGGUUAGAUGUGAAGCGCGAAACCGCGAGCAAUGACACCUCUGCCUCUGAACGAGAACAUGGGCACGAAAAGGAAAGAAGGACCUCUUCACGCAAGAAGUCUAAGAGGGAUCUGGAGAGCGGGCUUUCGGGCUCUAGCGAUGGUUCCUCACCCCCGGAACAGAACUCCAGUCACAGACGUGGACGCGACAGAAAUAGAGCAGUAUCGACUCCUCCGCGCAAGAAGAAGAAAAAUGUGGAGGACGAGGCCGAAAGCUAUCGCGACGAUACCCCUCUUUCAGACCGUAUCUCCCCUAGUAACCAGAAACGCGACCACGACCAGGAACCUUCUUCUCUGCGCGGGAAGGAGCACAACCCCAAACAUAGACGCGACAAGCAUAGUGCGCUGUCUCCCUCACCCAAGGGCUCGCGGAAGGAGGUGGAGAGCGAACUCUCGGGCUCCGGCGAGGACUUUUCUAGUGGCGCAGGCAUCGAGGAUAAAGAAUCUCGUUCGCCGCUUGAGGACCCAGGUAUAUCUGCGGUAGUCAAGAUCUCAACCCCUAGCCCCGCUCCCAAAUACGACUUCAGUUACGUGCGCGCAAGAGUUCGUCUCUCACUCGCGCCUGUAUUUCUAAGGAAUCCCACAUCCGGAGUUUUCGAAUUGUUAGACGCAAUGACCAUGAAAUAUGUGCCGGAUUUUCGUGGGGUACUUCUAGCUCAUUCGAACGCGAAAAUAUUGGAUUCUAAAGCAAAAAUAAUGGAGAGUUGUCCAUUUGCAUCUGUCGAUGUUGGAUUCAAUGCAUUGAUAUGGAGUCCAUCGAUAGGGAUGAAACUCACCGGCGAAGUUAAUCUUUGCUCCCCAUCCCACAUAUCAUUACUCAUCCAUCGUAUAUUCAAUGUGUCGAUACCCCGCCGUCACAUACCAACAAAUGAAUGGCAUUUCGAAACCGAGAAUGAUCCUGAAUACGAAGCUAGGGAAGAUGAAAUGCAAGUCGAUGGCGGCAAAGCCGAGGGUUGGAACAGCAUCGGAUGGUGGGUUAACACCUCAACGGGUAAGAGAAUAGGUGGAAAGAAGAGGCUCGUCACGUUCACUGUUAUAGGCAUGAUCGAAGCCCAUAGGAUGCUCUCGCUGAAGGGCUCAUUACAACCUGACCCUUUUAAUCCCGCACAUUCUCUUCAGCUCACGAAUUCCAUCGAAUCCCAACCCUCUACCACCAGCGCAUCCGAACCCACGGCUCGAAGGGAGACAGAGGAGGGCAGCGAGGAUGGUGAUAACGAUGACAUCAACGAAAAGGAAGAGGGACGCCCCAGACGAAAAGUCAGGUUCAGCCUCCACAUGGGGCCCAUUCCCUCGGAUUCUGAUGACGAGUGA